Molecule: messenger RNA, 4752 nt
Organism: Nematolebias whitei (Rio pearlfish)
Lineage: Eukaryota; Metazoa; Chordata; Actinopteri; Cyprinodontiformes; Rivulidae
Product: NACHT and WD repeat domain-containing protein 2
Exons: 8
Coding region: 1-4752 (1583 amino acids)
Molecular function (GO): protein binding
Source: RefSeq, a predicted model, not a curated record
AUGGUGGUGCUGCAGGCCCUGGUAGGACACCAGUAUGGAUCUGCCAGCCUGCCCACCCAGGUGGAGGUGUCAGAGUACCAGCUGCUCCUGCAGGAGAGCCAGCAGGUGGGUGUCUCCACCCAGCAGCUGGAGACGGCGUACCAGAGGGACGAGAACACCAUUCCUCCCUCCUACCGCCUAAAGGUUUCUCAGACGGCAGAAGUGGAGGGAGAAGCCGACAGCAUCACCAGCUAUAACCAGGAAGAAGUGAGGAAGGAGUUUGAGACCGUCGUGAGCCUGUGUGUCCACAACAAGGUCAUGACCCCAGAAAGAGCCCGAGUCUUCCACAGAUCAGCUCUUGAUGCAGACCUGAGAUUUGCUCUGGACAACCGUCCUGCUCAGGACAUCACCAGCCGCUGUGUGGUCUAUGUCCACAAGGUCUUUAAUGCAAAGGAACAGAGCCUGAGGAAUUCACAGCUGCACAAUAGUCUUGAGGAUGAGACUUUUGACCCAGCCGUUCUGAGGACUGCCCCCACACAAGGCAAACUUUUAUCUGAACUGUGCGACAACUUCCUGCCUGCUCUGGUCACUUCCUGCCAACUUCUGAUAUACACCACACAUACAGAGUGUGACCGUCGCCAUGGUUACACCACAGCCAGGAGGCGAGGAUACGCCAACUCUCUUUGCCAGCAGGUGUUCUCAGACCUCCUGACGCUGACUGACAGCUGGAACAUUUCUCUGCCCGGAGCAGACACUCCCAUUAAGGAAGAGCAGCUCGAGCAGGAGCGUCUGUGCAACGUCCUGUCUCCAUUUUAUGACAUCAGGCUGCCAGAGGAGGACAUGAUCAGGUCUUACGUGGAGCUGAGGAGCCAACAGCACCCUCUGGUGGUGAUUGGGGGGCCAUGCAGCGGGAAAACUGUGCUGGUCGCACACUGCACUCAGCAGAUCAAGUCUUGGCUGGCUGACAGGGAUCCUGUGGUGAUUGGUUAUUUCUGCAGCCUGUCAAUCAACACAACUCCAAAACAUCUGCUCUCCAGUUUGUGCUCUCAGAUAGCUUUCAGAUAUGAACUCCAGUCUUUGUCUAAAAACCUUGAUCCCAGCUCCAACCCUAACUCCAGAGUAACCCCAAGCAACUGCAGCUCCACGUCUUUUCUGGACUCUCAUGGCGACCAUGGCCAUGAAGAGCAUCCCUCUAAUGAGAACUUGAACCUCUCUGUCACGUCACACUCUGCUCUUAAAACGCAUCAUCAGGUCUGUCUGUCUGAACUUAAAGAGCGUCUCAAAUCCCUCUUCUCCUUAUAUUCUUCUACAACACGCCCCCUCAUCCUUCUCCUCGAUGGUCUGGAUCAACUGGAAGACAACGGGGGUGCUCAGAUCAUCACCAGCCUCCCUUCCCCCCUCCCUGAUGGUGUCAAGCUCAUCAUCACAGUUUCCCCCAGCUGUACACGUCUUCUGCAGACCAUCAAAUUCCAUUACACGGACACAAGUCAUUCUUGCAGUUUGUCAGACAGCUGUGAAAGAGCGUCGGGGUAUAUUUGUGUACAAAUGGAACCUGUGGACAGGAAACAAUGUCUGAAGUUGUUGGAAUCUUUGCUGAAAACUUCAGGGAGACGAGUGACGUCAGGACAACAAGCACUGGUGAACCAGGCCCUGACUUCCUGCUGCCUGCCUCUCUACGCUCGACUCCUGCAUGCACACACCUCGCUGUGGCACUCUGACUCGGACGUGACAGAGUCAUCACUCCCUGAUGGAGUCCAUUCAUCCAUUUCUGCUCUCCUGGAUCACCUGGAGCUCAAACAUGGCUCUUCCUUUGUGGCUCGUUCAGUGUCCUACCUCAGCCUCUCCAGGACUGGACUCUCUGAGGCCGAGCUCGCUGACCUCCUGUGCUCUGAGUCGAAGGUCCCACAAGUCAACGUGGAGAGGCUGCUUCUGGACCUAAAGGACUUUCUCAUUAAAAGGACAGUUUCAAACAUGCAGGUUUUGUUCUGGGUGAGCAGGCAUUUUAAGUUGGUCAUUGGGAAAAAGUAUCUGAGCACUGAUGAGUUGAAGAGAAGGAUUCAUUCGGAGAUGGCAGACUAUUUUAGUGACAGAUGGGUUUGUAGCAAUGGGAAAGAGCUUUCAUCUGGACCAAAACAUGAAAUGGACAAGCAUGCACACAACGAGCCGUUAUUGUUCCCUUCUUCUGAUAACGUAGGUCAUGUUUGCUUGAGAAGUGUUGUGGAGUUACCACAUCACUUGCAACAUAGUGGCAGGAUGGAGGAGUUGGAGUGUGGACUGUUAAAGUCUUCAGGCUUUCACCAAGUUCUAGUUCAAGCUGGUCUUUUGGGGGAACUUGUAGCCAUGCUGGAAGCUGAUGAAGGCUCAACUUUUUUAAGAGAACGACUGCUCCUAGCAAGCAUUUUGAAGUCUUCUACUUGCUUCCUGCAGAGUUCACCACUGCAGCUGCCAACAGUGAUGGAGACGAGCCUCCUCCCUUACCUUGACGUCUUUCCUGCUCUUGAAAGUUUUGUCAAAGACAUCAGACGGAGAAGAAGGAGUAGCAGAAGAGGACUGAGAUUAGUAUUUUGUCCUAGUCCCUGUUCUGUUCCCCCUAUUCAGUUUUUAAAGUAUGAUGCCCAGACCAAAGGGGACUGUGUUUCAGAAAUUGCUGGUACAGAAUGUGGGGUUGUUGCAGAGGUCAUGGAUGAUGGUUCCGUUUGGAUUUGGAAAGGCUGUGGUUAUGAGCUAGCCAAACUGUCUCUGAGCUGUGAGCAGCAGGCGCUGAAGUUUGUCGGAGUGAAAAGUAGUGGACAAUUCCUGCUGCUUUCAACACGAUGCAACAAGCUGUUUGUGUGGGACGUGACAACCCAACAGAGGCUUCUAGAAAUCACUGACCCUCUGAAAACAGAGUUUGAGUCAAGCCCGACACUAAACGUAGUUCAGGGAUUUGUCGCAUGGCAGAAAAUGUUAUGCAUGUGGUGGGAAAAUGAAACCUUUGUCAGUAUUUUUGAUAUCUCCACUGAGACCAUGACUCAUUUCCAGUGUCACAGCUUUGUGACAUGUGUAGUUUACUCCCUCAGUAGUUUUUGCAUGUACUGUGGACAGGAAGAUGGCACCCUGUCUAUAUUUGACAUGCAAACCAACAGUCUUCUUGGCACCUGUUCAAACCAAAGUGCAGUUGUGUUGAUAAUACUCUGUGAAGAGAAGCACACAAUGGCAUGUGUCAACAGGACCGGGAGCAUUGUGGUAUGGGACAUAGCUGGCAAAAUACAACCACCAAGACCUGUCAAAGAAAUCUGUAUUCAGGAUAAAUCUCACAAUAUUCAAAGCACAGAUUAUGUUGAAGAAACCAGCACACUUUUGUUGUGUCAAUAUUAUCAAGUGACACUGUGGGAUACAUCUAAUUGGGACCUGUGGGACCAGUUCUUAGCUCCACAAGGGAGAGCCUUCAUUCAAGCAGUGCUCUCCAUGGAUGGACACCUUUUCUUGGCACUGUUGGACUUUUGCACCUCCAUCUUAGUGUGGAGGCUCAGCACCGGAGAGUGUCUCCUCUCCUUAGAAGUAAACGAUCAGCCCCACACUCUCCUCAAGCUGGCUUCAGAUGUUGUUUGUGUCCAUCGCAACGGCUGCCUAACGGUGUGGGACUCUGAGAUGAUAAAUGCUGCAAAAAAGACUCCAAAAAUGGGGAGCAGCGUGAGAGAAGUGGUGGUUGAGCAAUCCAGGAAGUGGUUUUAUACUUCAGAUGGGUCGGAGAAUGUGUGGAAGUGGAGUUUAGACACAGGAUUUCUAUGUGUUAACUUUGUCCACAAAGAGCCUGUAGACAAGUUGCAGCUGUCUUCAAACAGCAUCAACCUUGUUUCCCUCUCAGGAGGAGAAAUUUACAUUUGGCAGACUGAAACUAGUCAGAAUUUUAUGCGGAUCAGCAGCAGCAGAGCCACAAAUGUCCUGAUCACCCCUAAUAGUAACUUUGGUGUUAGUAUAUCUAAACAAGGGCUCUCGCGUGUUUGGAAAAUGGCCCAUGGAGGUAUUGUGUGCAGCAUUCACCAGUAUCUAUCUGAUGCUCAGGUGUCACCUGAGAGCACCUUCCUCAUCGGCCUCCGCGGCGGAGACCUGCUGGCUGCAAGCCUGUGGUCAGGUACCAUCAGCAAGCGAUUCUCCUGCGUGGAUAACUCGGAACGUGUUGUUGCUUUUCACGCCCUUUCAAAGCACCCAAACUAUGUAGUGGUGAUGGUUGCCUCAGGGGCAGUAUACACCUGGAAGAUGUCAGAGGAGACAGUGUGCCAGCACUUUCAACUGCCGAAUAUGUUUCAGUGUCAGCCGCAAAACUUCCAAAUGUCUUCUGAUGGGAACUACGCGCUGCUAUCCACUGAAAAUAACUUCAUCAAUGUCUUGGACCUGUCCCAGGUCCGACUGUGCUCAUUCAAAGCCGAGGGUCUUGUCAUUAUGGCUUGCUUUGACAAAACUGGAUGCUAUCUUGCAUACAUAUCCAGCUCAUCCAAUCUGUUGCACACAAACUUCAUCCUAACAAUCGCACAUCUUUCAGAUGGAGAGAGAAUUGGAAAUGUGCAUUUGUGUAAGAAUCCAUCAGCUCUGGUUGUGAGUGAGCAUCAGGGUGUGUUUGUGGGUUUUGAGGAUGGCUCUGUUGGUGUAUACUCUGUUUCAGAAGAUCCUAUCGAUGAGGAAGUGUUAGUACAGAACAGGGGGCAAAUAAAUUGUCCACUGGAAAAAUGUUCCCUUGACAGAGAACCAUUGAACUGCUAUUGCCAAUACAAACCCAAUAUUAUAUGGCCUUAA